AUGACGAAACCAGUGCAGAAGAGUCAUGCGGCCUCAGCCAACCCGAUGGCCACCGAGAUAGCCUGUGACUUUUGUGGUGGUUCCCAUCGCAACUACCAGUGCUCAACUUUUACCUCUUUACCCACAUCCCAGAAGAGGGAGAAGGUGCGAUCCGCUGGACUUUGCUACAAUUGUCUCCGGAAAGGACACCUUACCAGAAGCUGUUCUUCUUCAAAGUCGUGUCGCAAAUGUAACGCUCGCCAUCAUACGAUACUGCAUGAGGAUGUCGCACCACUUCGAGAACCUGUCAUCCAACCGAAAGCGUCAGUAAUGACCAAUGCCUCAACGAGACAAGACCCAUCGAUCGAUGUACCGGAAACACAUCUCCCGGUAGACCACCAAGUGUCUACAUCCUGCUCAAGCUAUUUACCUACCAGCUCGAACACCGUACUGCUGCUCAAUCACGCUCGCGACUAUGCGUUGGUAAAGAUCCGAUCCAAAGUGACUAAGUUCUACUGCAGUCUCGAGUGUCUGGUCACACCAAAGGUGACUGGAAAAAUCCCAACCAGCAAAAUAGACGUCAAUGGAUGGCGUAUUCCAGAAGGAGUAGUGCUAGCCGAUCCAGCGUUCCACACACCGGAUAAGGUGGACAUGCUGAUCGGUGGAGAAUUGUUUUUCGACAUACUGAAGCCAAGACAUCUAAGCCUGUCCGACAAGUUACCGCAGCUGCGAGAAACCCACCUGGGAUGGAUCGUAGCAGGUGUCAUCAAGGAGCCAUACGUUUCCAACACGUCGAUACAGCACUCCAAUGUGGCAACCAUAGAAAAGAUUGAAUCCGAAAUGCAACGUUUCUGGCAAAUCGAGGAGCUGCCAAAUAUUCCUAAACUAUCCAGGGAAGAAGUAGCCUGUGAAUCCCACUUUCUCUCAACCUACAAACGUAAUUCGACUGGCAGAUUCGUAGUGCAACAGUCGUUUAAACCAACCGUCACUCAACUGGACGACUGCCGAGACUUAGCAUUGAAAAGGUUUCUGAUGCUAGAAAAAAGAUUACUGCGCAAUCCAUCUCUCCAGGCGCAGUACGUGAGUUUCAUCAGAGAGUACGAAGAACUCAAUCACUGCCAUCAACUGAGUGAAUCGAAUGACCCACCAAACCAGCAGAACUACUAUCUACCGCAUCAUGCUGUUUUGCGCCCCUCCAGCUCAAGCACAAAAUGUCGGGUGGUAUUUGAUGCCAGCGCUAAAUCUUAUCCAUCCAACCUGUCUCUCAAUGACGUUCUCUUUGUCGGUCCGGUGGUGCAAAGCGAAUUAUUCUCUAUAAUGCUUCGCUUCCGCACUCAUAAGAUUGCAUUCACGGCGGACAUCUCCAAAAUGUAUCGACAGAUCCUGAUAACUCCAGAGCACCAACACUAUCAGCGAAUAUUUUGGCGAGAGCAAGUAUCAGAUCCGUUGCGAGUACUGGAACUUGACACCGUUACGUACGGUACUGCAUCGGCCCCGUACCAAGCUACGCGAUGCCUGGCUCAACUGGCCGAGGAAGAAAGAGAUGAAUACCCAAUUGCAGCUCGAAUAAUCACUCGCGAGGUAUACAUGGACGACAUGCUUUCUGGUGCCGAGACGGUAUCGGAAGCUAUUGAAGCACAACGUCAACUGAAGCAACUGUUGGCACGCGGUGGCUUCCCAAUCCACAAGUGGUGCUCCAAUUCGUUGGAAUUCCUCCAGCAAGUCCCACCAGAAGAACGGGAAACCCAAGUAUCGAAAACGGAAUAUGAAGCAAACAAGACCAUAAAGGUUCUGGGUCUGCUUUGGGAUCCAGAUGCAGAUACAUUACUCCUCGCCAACCAGAUCGAAUAUACUUCGAUUGCGCCGAUUACCAAACGGGUAAUGUAUGCCGAAAUCGCAAAAUUUUAUGAUCCUCUUGGUUUGUUCUCUCCAGCCAUCGUCCUUGCCAAGCUACACGCACAGAAUCUGUGGAAAAUUAAGGUAGGAUGGGACGAUCAAGUCGACGAACAAUGUGCACAACAAUGGCAAGAACUCCAAAGGGCAUUAUCGUACCUUCACAAGGUUCAAGUUCCCAGAUGUGUAAUCAGCUCCAACGUUAUGUUCUAUGAAUUACAUGGAUUUUCUGAUGCUUCCUCCGUGGCGUACGGAGCCUGUGUGUACAUUCGAAGCAUUUUUCUCGACAAGACGGCGACGAUGUCGCUGUUGACCAGCAAGUCCAAACUGGCCCCACUACACGACUUAUCAAUUCCUCGAAAGGAGUUAUGUGGCGCACUUUUGCUAACGCGCUUGAUAAAAAAGGUGAUUGCCGAGUUAAAAAUGGAAUUUCAAGAAAUCGUGCUGUGGUGCGACAGUACUAUAGUGCUAGCCUGGAUCAAGAAGCCGCUCAACGAACUCAAGCUUUUCGUGCGAAAUCGUAUCACCGUGAUCCAAGACGAAACCAACAAUUUCCGUUGGGAAUACAUCAGUUCUGAAAACAACCCUGCUGACAUCGUUUCACGCGGCCAAAUACCAAGGGUUCUAGAAGCUAACCGACUCUGGUGGCAAGGCCCUGAUUUCCUUGGCAAUGGAGAAUAUGUGGUACUUCGUCCCGAAGCCAUUCCUGAUGACGACUUACCAGACAUGAAUGCGGUUGUUUCUGCAACGAUUAAUGUGAAUGACGGUAGAACCGGACGCAUCUUGACGGUUCCCGAGAUACGCUCUUCAACCGAGACUAUACUCAAGGUGAUCCAGCAUAUUCAUCUAGGCGACGAGAUCCAGCGUGUCGUACGAAACGAGUCUUGCAAAAGGAUCGGGAACCUCCGGCCAAUAUUUCUGGAUCGCUCUAUACUGCCAUUCGAAAGUCGUCACCCAAUCAUCUUGCCUGAUAAGGAUCUUAUCGUGUGGAUAAUGAUUCUUGAAAUGCACAUCGAGUUACUUCACAUCGGUCAGACAGGUCUGAUAAACGCUUUGCGUCAGCGAUAUUGGCUGCUUAAUGCUCGUUCAACUAUACGUCAGAUUACUCGGCGCUGUGUGAAAUGCUUUAGAAGCAAUCCAACUGACGCGACCCAGCUAAUGGGUAACCUUCCCACAUCCAGAGUUGUGCCAUCACCACCUUUUGCUGUAACCGAUGUGGACUAUGCCGGUCCGUUCUGGAUUAAGCAAGGUUUACGGCGACCCGCGCUCGUGAAGGCAUACAUAGCUGUAUAUGUCUGUAUGGCCACCAAGGCCGUACAUUUGGAGGCAGUUUCUGAGCUCAAUACCAACGCUUUUUUGGCGUGUUUGAGGAGAUUCAUUAGUCGCAGAGGGUGUAUUCAACAAUUGCACUCAGACAACGCUACCAAUUUCAAGGGUGCCAACAACGAAAUGCAUGAGCUCUACAAUCAGUUUCGUUCCCAGCAAGCAGUACAGCGUAUCGAGCAGUUUUGUCAUGCACGAGAAAUCGAGUGGCAUUUCAUACCAGCUGACGCUCCUGAAUUCGGAGGACUUUGGGAAGCGGCGGUUAAGUCCGCCAAGACGCAUCUUAAACGCAUAGUAGGUAACGUCAAGUUGACAUUUGAAGAGUUCGCGACAGUACUAGCCGAAAUUGAAGCCGUGCUGAAUUCACGCCCGUUGUUCGUCGUAUCCAAUGAUCCCGCCGAUCCCUUGGUUAUAACUCCAGCGCAUUACCUUAUUGGCCGUCCACUUACCGCAAUGGCGGAACCAUCACUGGAAGAUCUAAACGCCAAUCGUUUGGAUAGAUGGCAGCACUUGCAGCUCUUACGUGAACACUUUUGGCGUGCUUGGAGCCGAGACUAUCUUAACACGCUUCAGCCGCGAAAGAAGAAUCUUCGAACCAUGCCAAACAUCCGUACCGAUAUGGUAGUCCUGCUCCACGAUAGGAAUCAGCCUCCUCUCUACUGGAAGUUAGGGCGAAUUUCGGCGGUAUAUCCUGGCGACGAUGGACUUGUGCGAGCGGUCGAUGUGGUCGCUGAUGGUUCAACUUAUCGACGUCCAAUAACCAAAAUAUCCGUCCUUCCUAUCGAAGACAAUCACUCAGAUCCAGUUCCAGCUGUUGAGGUAACUCAACCGGGGGGGGGGGGAGAUGUUCGGCGCCGCACUGUAGAGUUGCCCCAACAAACUGGAACACCACUGAUUAUUGAUGACGUUCACAGUCAGCUAACUUGA
This is a messenger RNA of Armigeres subalbatus, 4122 nucleotides long. RefSeq lists its product as uncharacterized. Gene Ontology annotation, biological process: DNA integration. The transcript is spliced from 3 exons. Gene Ontology annotation, molecular function: nucleic acid binding; zinc ion binding. The record is from RefSeq and is a predicted model, not a curated record. NCBI's taxonomy places the organism in Eukaryota, Metazoa, Arthropoda, Insecta, Diptera, Culicidae. The coding region runs from base 1 to 4122 and encodes 1373 amino acids.